CAGCAACAUAUUUAGGCGUAGGUCGAAUUCGGUACGUUUGCCCUUGCCCACUAGAGGGCUGCCGUCGUGACGUCACAAAAAAAAUGAAUCAGUUUCGAGUGGACCGUCGGGUUCUGGUUCGAUGAAAGUUGCCGAAAAGUAAAAUAAUUUUCGAAGAUCUGUAAAGAGCAAUCGUAUUAUUUAAUUUGUACAUAAAAUCAUUAAUCAAUAAUGGUGGACUAUUAUAAAACUUUGGAACUGCCUAGAACAGCAACUAGUGUCGAUAUAAAGAAAGCAUAUAGAAAACUUGCUUUGAGAUGGCAUCCUGACAAAAAUUUAGAAAAAAAAGAUGAAGCAGAACGCAAGUUUAAAGAAAUAUCCGAGGCAUACGAAGUGUUGUCAGAUGAAAGAAAGAAGCGACUUUAUGAUCUCCAUGGUAAAGACGGUUUAACAGGCAGCACUCGCAGUCGGUACAGACGUCACCACCAUCACGGUACCACAUCGCUUUUUGAUGAUUUCGGUUCCACUUUCCAUUUCAAGUUCCGUGAUCCGGAAGAUGUGUUCCGAGAAUUUUUUGGUAGCGAUUUCUCUUCAAAUUUCUUUGAUAGUUUUUUUAAUCGCCACACAAGGAGGACAGAUUCUUCUGCUAUUAAUAGACGAGAGAGGUCAAGCAAUAUUUUUGGGUUUCCCGGAUUAGAUUUUACAUCUCCAUUUCAUGAUUUAUCAAGAACAGGCUAUACAAGUUUUAACCAGUAUUUCCGAGAAGCACCACAGAAGCCUGGAAUAAGAAAAACAACAACAUCCACACGCUUUGUAAAUGGGAAAAAAAUAGAAACAAGAAGAAUUAUGGAAAAUGGCACAGAGACAGUAACUGUUCAAGAAGAUGGAGUACUAAAAUCUAAAACAGUCAAUGGUGUACCUCAAGCUGUCAAACAUUAGGAACCCUAACUAUAUACAUAAACACAUAUAAAUAUUAUUUUCUCAUCUUCAAAAUUUUUAUUAUUUGGUAUUAGGUUUCAUCUUUUUUUUUUUUUUUGUACAGUGACAGUUUAGCAAACUGCAAAAUUUAUCUUCCAUUUUAGAACUUUUUGUAUUCAGCAUAAACAAAAUUGUUUAUAAUAGUUCCUAAUAUAUAUAUAUGUAUUAUAUAUUAAAAAAUUCCAAUGUGACGACUUGCCGUUUAUUGCUCAUCGGUGCUAUGCAAUUUACUAUUAUUAUUAUUUUUACUGUUUUUUUUUUUUUUUUUUUUGGUGUAAUUAUGAAAUAAAACAGGUCAAAAUUCCACAGAGAUUGGCUGCCAUUCACUGCCGCUGUGAUAUUAUCUUGGAAACAUUGAUCUAAAAUCCAGAUUACUCCACAUUAGUGUGUCAUUUCUGGAAGAAACUGAUAAUUUUUACUUAAAUUGAAUGAAAUUGCCUGUUUUUUAAUUAGAUUUUAACAACCAUGGCUUAGAAUUUUUUUUUUUGUAUUUAUAAUAGUCUACAUAACAAAUUCGAUUGUAAAUAGUAUGUUUUUAGAGUAUGGGAAUUCACAGACUUCCAUACUCAUAAUGUGUACUGUAUUUUUGUUUUAUUUUGAUGGGUAGGGACAUGCCAUUAAAUGGUCCUCAUUUGGUUUUAAGUGAAAUAAAAGAAUGUACAUGUUUUUGUAUGUUUCAU
Centruroides sculpturatus (bark scorpion) is the source of this 1637-nucleotide messenger RNA. RefSeq names its product dnaJ homolog subfamily B member 6-A-like. Gene Ontology annotation, molecular function: Hsp70 protein binding. The transcript has 7 exons. The coding region runs from base 211 to 918 and encodes 235 amino acids. NCBI's taxonomy places the organism in Eukaryota, Metazoa, Arthropoda, Arachnida, Scorpiones, Buthidae. The record is from RefSeq and is a predicted model, not a curated record.